Molecule: messenger RNA, 1728 nt
Organism: Papilio polytes (common Mormon)
Lineage: Eukaryota; Metazoa; Arthropoda; Insecta; Lepidoptera; Papilionidae
Exons: 2
Coding region: 1-1515 (504 amino acids)
Source: RefSeq, a predicted model, not a curated record
AUGUCGAUCGUCGAACACGUAGAGCGAAUUACUUUAACGCAUAUCUUUUUAUUUACAGGAGAAAGCUGCAUAGAGAAGCCCUUGGCGACAUUAUGGAGGAAUUACCAGCAGUCCACGAAACCGGACGUCGUGAUGAAGCUAUCCGUCACCAACUCCGGCUUGAAAGGCUUCACCAAAGAGCACGGCCUCACCGAGUACUGGUCGCACCGCAUCACCUACUGCGCCAGCCCACCACACUAUCCUAAACUAUUCUGCUGGGUGUACCGGCACGAAGGGAAGAAACUAAAACACGAGCUGCGCUGUCACGCCGUUCUCUGCACCAAAGAAUCCGUGUCAAAGAAGAUAACCGAGGAACUACAGUUUAAGUUAAAGCAGGCGCUAGUCGAAUUCAAAAAAGACAGAAUAUCCAAGCAAAACGCUAGGCUAAGUCUCGCCAAUAGUGUAUACGAUAACCCGAGCAUGCCGCGCAGAAAGAUACUGCUUAGUGUCGGCGCUACGAAUUACCGACCGCCGCUGGAGAGGUCCAAGUCUGCCCCAAAACUCGGAGCCAUUGAGGAGCUAUGGUCUGAGGAGGACGAGGAGGAAGCCGAGAUGAACGCGAAACAAAACUCUUGUAACUUGACUUCCGAUGACAUCGGCAUCACACAAACUUUGGAUAGGCGACGACAGGAGUCGAGGUCUCCGCGCAAGUUGUCGUGUCCCGACGGCUUUAUGAACAGAAUGCAACAGGAACCUGCGGGAAAUUUACAAACAACAGAUGAGCUGAUUAAUCUUCUAGUUAAGGAGAGCCAAUUGAAGGCGGCAAACGACAGCCGCAAUGAAGCUAGUCAAAACGAAACUGAAAAAUCUGAUCCUACACUGCAACUAUUGGGGGCGAUCUCCGAAACGCACGAAAAUAUGGACAACACAAUUAACGUCGACGACGUUCGAAAGAAAUUGCAAACACAAAGUAACUUCCUCGUCACGGACAGCGACGACGGAUCUGUUUCUUCGGGCUGCGAGACCGCGAGCACGGUCACCUCCUCGGACGCCGAGCCUUCGUCGCUCCCUUCGCACUUCCCCCACGAAGAAAUAAAGGAAAUCGACAGCGACGAAGACAGGUCUUCUAUAUUUGAGAGAGUUCAAGUAUUUAAACGUGCCUCGUUUAGAGAUAACUUAGAUUACACUAAUUCCAUUCAAGUAAUCAAUGACGAAGAAGAGAGUUUGAAGUCGAUUCCUAGCGAUGAAGUGAACCAUGUACCUAUAGGAGAGCGCAAUGGGUUCAGGCGACGCUCGACAUACCCGCCGCUACGAACCGACACCUCCGCGAUCACUGACCUUGAAGGUAAAUUUGAAUCGCUACUCGACAACCUGACAGAUAUGGAUAGUCUCAACUCUAUUAAUGAAACAGAAGUCUUUAAUAACAUAAAUAAAAAUGCAAGUGACAACGACAGCGCUUGCAGCGAUGAAUCCGGUUAUUCAGAGUUUUUAGACAACGGAAAAGAAAGUAUUAUCGGCAACACAAUAAUGGUUUAGACGCUUAAAUCGCUUGAUGUUACAGCUGUUGCAUUAAAUGUAGUUACACCUUAGUUAUCUCUCGAGUUAGUCGUAAGAUAUGUAUAAAUUUGAGAUUUUUGUAAAUAACAGGGUACGCGAUGUACUUCAUCCAGUUGAUGUAUUUUUAUUUUUUUAGAUUUUUGUAUAUAUAGUUAUUUUAAAAUGUAAAAUUUAUUUCAUUUAUGUAAAAUA